Messenger RNA from Ogataea polymorpha, 3194 nucleotides. RefSeq lists its product as uncharacterized. The coding region runs from base 1 to 2199 and encodes 732 amino acids. Gene Ontology annotation, cellular component: NatC complex. The record is from RefSeq and is a predicted model, not a curated record. The transcript has a single exon. NCBI's taxonomy places the organism in Eukaryota, Fungi, Ascomycota, Pichiomycetes, Pichiales, Pichiaceae. Gene Ontology annotation, biological process: N-terminal peptidyl-methionine acetylation.
AUGGACGUUGAACAACAACUCAGCCGUCUGAAUAUCCGCAAUUAUGAGGACAUAACCAGCGACUUUUUUGCCAUAACCUCCGCCAUCGAGUACGGUUCCAUUGUCAAAUCGAAGCAAUUCAAGCUUCUGGAAGGCACCCACGCUCUGGAGGUGUUAAACCCCAAGCUGGAUACUGCGCUGCUGAAGCCUGAAAUUUUACAUCCAGUCGUCGAGACGCUCGACCAGGCUGCGUGGGUGAUGGUACGCCUGCUUGGCAGUGUGUGUGCGUGGCUUGACAACAACUCGCUGAGCGUAAGCGUGUUGAGUUGUUAUUUUGUCGAACAGCUUAUUCAGCGAAAACCCGUCACUGGCGAGCUUGUGGAGCGGUGCGUGGCACCGUUCGUGAAGGGCGUGAUCAGUUUUGUGAGCAGGGUGCUCAAACUCGGUGUUGCAGGCGUCAUUUACGAGGAGGAAGACCUCAAUACACAGACGAUGGAUCUUGAUUUUUCCGUGUACGACGGCGAAGAAACGGUGCUGGAACUGCAGAAAGCGGUUACGUGGGUGCGCAGCCAGCCAGAGUCUGCAUCGCAGCAGCUUUGCGUGGAUCUGCUUCUUCUGAUCGAGCACAGCCUGCACAUUUGCGAAAUCACAGAGAUCUGCGUCGAGCUGUACGAAAACCGUCCGCAACCGCUGUCUUUCGCCAACGACGCGCUUGAGAUCCUGGCGCGACUGGCACAGCCCGAGACCGUCGCUUUUGCCGGCACGCUGCCCCCGGUGGCCUGUUUCUCGGCAAACGUGCAAAAAACGCUCAAUAACCGCUCGCCGCCCAAACCGUUGGCCCAUUCAAGUUUCCCCAGCUCGCUCGAAAACUUCACAAAGCUAUUUACAGACUUCCAGUUCAUGCUGAACGUGCUGUCCGUGCGCGACUCUGUGGAGCUGUACGAGUUUCUGAACAUCUUUAUGUCGCGACGCCAGUUCACAACCGAUCCCGAUGAGAUACUAGGAAACCACGUUGUUGUGCGUGCGCUGAUGCAGCUUUUUCUCAUCAGAGACGACCGCUCGAUCUUGGGGUCGCGCCGGUGGAACAUCUCGACGCUUUUGAUGGACGUUUUCUCGAAAAUCUCGUUGCAAAAUUCCAAGCUCCAAAGCAGCACGGACGAGGAGCUCCGUGGGGGCCUGGAAAAACUAGUCACCCAGAUAGAGCCGGCGUUUUACAACUUUCUCACGUCCAUCUCCCAAAAUCCGUCGCGCCAGCGCCAGUUUGUCAAUAAGGAGCUGAUUAUAUGGGACUCGAUCCAGGUGGAAGCGGAGAAUUUCGAGCUCGAGAGCCAUACCAAGCUCCAGGACACGUUUGCCAACUCUGAGCUGCCGGUCAUGCCGGUCUCGUCCUUUGUUUACUACCUAAAGCUCACCAAGAUGGCGGAACUGCUGUUCAAGUCCAUAGAACUGUGUCUGUUCAAGGACUGUCGCGAACUACAUCUCGGCUAUUGGCUGCUUGCAAACCAGCUGGACUACUUGGUGCAGCACCUAAAACGGCUGGUGGACAUCAACCAGCUGCGACAGACACAGCUGACGGCGCUCUCCAAGAGAAUCAAGAAGGCCAAAGGCGACAAGAAGGCCAGGCUGCGGGAGGAAUACGAAACAAAAAAGCAGUCCCUGCCCCAGCUACUUAAAAUGCAGCUCUAUCUUAAUAUGCAGCUGACAAAGUACCAGAUCCACAAGAGUCUCGCCGAAAACCGCGCCGCCGUGCUGCGGAUGCUCGGAAAACAGGGCCUUAUGGACCUCCCGAAGCUCUGCAAGGCUUCGGAGGAGACCUUGUACAAUCUGCAGUUCAAAUCCUUCCAGUCAAUAGGAGUCCCCCAACUGCCCUCGUUCAGAGACUACAAGGAGAUGAUGAAACAGCAGAAAUGGCUCUCAAGCCAGCUGUCUGCCGAGGCCAACGCCAGUUACCAGAAAGGCGUCCUGAAACAGAAGUCGGACGAAAUAAAUGCAAACAUCAGCCGUCUGGAGGAGUUGGUAGCAGAACUGCAGUUCCCGGAAUUCAUCACUGAGCGGCUUAUACAGGAAACCAGGCUGCUGAAGAAAGCCAACGUGGCAACUCUGCUGACGUUCAGCCAGACGCUCAAGGUGGCAGACCUGCCAAGAUCGCACGUGGCGGUGGUGUUUGAAAAAUACAACCACCACCUGUACUAUCCGAAUAUAAAAGUGGCAGCGAAAUAAAUAGAAAGCAGCACUAAACAACCAGUCGGACGGUGGCUUCGGCAUCCGCUAAGGAAGAAGGGAUUCUCACCGACAUGGAGCGCAGUAGGAGUAUGACAGAGCCGAGUUCAACGGCCGUAUCCGCCCAACCCUCACCGGAAGUCACGUGACCACACCAGGGCUAGGCCCGCUCGGCUGCCAGUUUUUGAAAAAUUCAGGCAAAAAAAAUUUACCACACCUUUUAACCAUGCCUCCAAAGUUCGACCCUAAUGAAGUGAAGUACAUCUACCUGAGAGCCGUCGGUGGUGAAGUGGGAGCCUCUUCUGCUCUUGCCCCAAAGAUCGGUCCUCUUGGUCUGUCCCCAAAGAAGGUUGGUGAAGACAUUGCCAAGGCCACGACCAAGUUCAAGGGUAUCAAGGUGACCGUCCAGCUCAAGAUCCAGAACAGACAGGCCCAGGCCUCCGUUGUUCCAUCUGCCUCCUCGCUGGUCAUCACUGCUCUGAAGGAGCCACCUAGAGACAGAAAGAAGGACAAGAACGUCAAGCACUCCGGAAACAUUCAGCUCGAGGAGAUCUGGGAGAUUGCUAGAACCAUGAGAGAAAAGUCUUUCGGUAAGACUCUUGCUUCCGUUGCCAAGGAGGUCCUUGGUACUGCCCAGUCUGUGGGAUGCAGAGUUGCCGGUAAGAACCCUCACGACAUCAUUGAGGCCAUCGACGCUGGCGAGAUUGAUGUCCCAGAAAACUGAUCAGAUAUGUACACGGCGGAAUAUAUCAUAAUACAGAAAGAAGAGUUCAUCUAUUCAGUUUGCCAACACUCUGGUGCCAAGUGUCUACCAUAUUUGGUUCCUAUUUUGGUGCAAACAAGAUCAAUCUGUUUCCUACUCACCAUGGAUGAACAAGGUGAUUCCACUGGUCCAUUUCAGAUCCAGACAUAGUAGUUGACGGUAGCUGUAUGUAGUAUUUUCCCCUGCACGACCUCUGCAGAUAGCCUAUGUAAACAAGAAAAAUAAUAUUCUC